Messenger RNA from Pundamilia nyererei, 4237 nucleotides. It is a transcript of the gene lingo3b, whose product is annotated as leucine rich repeat and Ig domain containing 3b. The record is from RefSeq and is a predicted model, not a curated record. The coding region runs from base 499 to 2367 and encodes 622 amino acids. Gene Ontology annotation, molecular function: protein binding. Gene Ontology annotation, cellular component: plasma membrane. The transcript is spliced from 4 exons. Lineage: Eukaryota; Metazoa; Chordata; Actinopteri; Cichliformes; Cichlidae.
GGCAACAGCAACAGCACGCUCCUUUCCCCAUUCCUCCCUCUCUUUUCCUCAUAAUCCCACAGCCAUACCGGAGGGAGAUGAAGGCUACCCUGACCAGCUGAUGAGGACCGGCUGAAAGAGAGGAAAGUCUCAGCGUGAGCCCCCCUUCUUAUUUUGGGACGUUAAUCAACAAGGAGUGAACGGAGGCGCGUACACACGAGCGUGCCUGCGGGAGGGAGGGAGGGAGAAGGAGAGAGAGAAGAGGGGGAUGAGUGGUACGUUUGGUACAGCUGCUGAUGCCAAGGUCUGAGAGUGAGACAGACUGAGGGAGACCUGAGGCUCGGAGGGCUCGCACGUGCGGAGCGGCGUCAGAAACUUGCGGGCAACGAGAACAGGAAAACAGAUUCACAUACGCACACAGCUGGACAGAUGAGGAGGGAUCAGGGACCACGCUUCAGCCCUGGGUGUCUGGCGCACUCACCCUGCCUGUAACAGGCGAGGAGUCAGAGGACCAGGGCCAUGACUGGCUUUCCUGGCCAUGGUGGGCGUGCCUUAGUGCCAUGGCCGAAGCUGUGGCGAUGGGUCCUGGCGACUUCACUGGUUACCAUGAUAACCUUGACACUGCCAGGGAACAGCCACGCCUGUCCGCCACGGUGCGAGUGUUCAGCCCAGCUAAGGUCAGUGUCGUGCCAGCGACGGCGGCUCACCAACAUCCCAGAGGGCAUUCCUACAGAGACGCGGCUCCUAGACCUCAGCAAGAACCGGCUCCGCUGGGUGCAGGCGGGAGACCUGGCACCGUACCCACGACUGGAGGAAGUGGACUUCAGUGAGAACCUCAUCUCCACGUUAGAACCGAAUGCCUUCUCCACCCUCCAGAGUCUUAAAGUGCUGAAGUUAAGGGGGAACCAGUUGAAGUUGGUGCCCAUGGGAGCCUUUGCCAAGCUUGGCAAUCUUACCAGCCUAGACCUUAGUGAGAACAAGAUGGUGAUUUUAUUGGACUACACCUUCCAGGACCUGAAAAGUCUAAAACACUUGGAGGUCGGAGACAAUGACCUGGUUUAUAUAUCCCACAAGGCAUUCUCAGGUCUGCUGGGGUUGGAGGACCUCACAAUAGAGCGCUGCAACCUGACAUCCAUCUCUGGUCAGACGCUGUCCUACCUCCGCAGCCUGGUCACUCUUCGCCUUCGCCACCUCAGCAUCACUGCCCUGGAGGACCAGAACUUUCGCAAGCUGUCAAACUUGCGGGGUUUGGAUAUCGACCACUGGCCGUACUUGGAGUACAUUUCCCCUCUCAGUUUUCAGGGCCUGGACCUCCACUGGCUCUCCAUCACCAACACCAACAUCACUUCUGUCCCCUCGUCCUCCUUUAAGAACCUUGCCCACCUCACCCACCUUAACCUGUCCUACAACCCCAUCACCACAUUAGAGCCUUGGGCCUUCAAAGACUUGCUGAGGCUGAAGGAGCUCAUCAUGGUAAGCACAGGUUUGAUGACGGUGGAGCCCCAUGCCCUCGGAGGCCUCCGACAGAUCCGCGUGCUCAACUUCUCCUCAAACGACCUGCAGACACUGGAAGAGGGCUCCUUCCAUUCUGUCAACAGUCUGGAGACCCUCAGAGUGGACGGGAACCCCCUGAUGUGUGACUGCCGUCUGUUGUGGAUCCUGCAAAGACGCAAGACCCUCAACUUUGACGGCAGAGUGCCGGUGUGUGCGGGGCCGGUGGAGGUGCAAGGCGUAAGCCUCAGCUCCUUCACCGAUUCUGCACUCUUCGAUCACUUCACAUGCCAGAAGCCUAAGAUACGCAACCGAAAACUGCAGCAGAUGAUCGCUCGUGAAGGCCAACCGGUGAGUUUUCUGUGUCGAGCCGAAGGAGACCCUCCCCCUUCUAUUGUCUGGAUUUCCCCACAGCGCAGGCGCAUCACAACUAAGAGUUCAGGGCGCAUUAUAGUUCACCCAAGUGGCACCCUGGAGAUCCGCUACGCCCAGCUCACUGACAGUGGGACAUACAUCUGCAUAGCCAGUAACGCCGGAGGCAAUGACACCUACUUUGCCACACUCACGGUGCGUGGCCAACCGCUGGAUGCCGCCUCAGCCUUCUUUCUCAACCGCUCACUGUACAGCAGCGAGUUCUUCAACGACACAAAUCUAAACAGCACACGCGUUUUCCUCAAGUUCACCUUUGACCUGACCACCAUCUUGGUCUCCACGGCAAUGGGCUGCAUCACGUUCCUCGGGGUUGUCCUCUUCUGUUUCCUGCUGUUGUUCGUGUGGAGCCGGGGACGCGGACAACGCAGGAACAACUUCACAGUGGAGUACUCCUUCCGGAAAUCUGAACCCGUCACUGGAAGCUCUUCAGGAGGGACCAGGAAGUUUAACAUGAAAAUGAUAUGAAACAACGCAGCCAGGGGUCCCUCGGGGGAGGCAUGAGCACGUCCCAUAAACGUGUUUGACGCACGCAAACGCACACAGCCUCUGACUCGCAAAGAAGCUUGACAGCACAAGUCCCUGUCCGUGGCUCCACUCAUUCGAGCGCCCACAUCAAAACCGGAGCCACUUCUCAAUUUGGUCUGAUUUGUGACCCUGAUCUCUCAGCAGUUUUAUUCAGCUUGUGGUCAAAAUUUGCUUAAAUUAUACCUUAAGGAGUGCUAGCUACUUGUCAUUUAUGCUUAAUAGGCACAGAAGAAAGAAAAUAUAGGUGAUAAGAUGUAAAUUGGCACGAUCACUGGCCUGUGGAACAGUGAUAGUCCUGUUUCUCAUUUAUUUUAAUGAGAAAUGAUAAGGUUUCCUUUUUAAUUUCAAUUUCUCUCUUUUUUGUAGAGUCAGGGAUUUGAAAAGAAAUUCAGUACAGAGAGCUUCUGUCCAUUAAUCACUCUCUCUAAAGCCUGCCGUGCUGCUAAUCAUGCAUGUAGCUUUAAGCUGUAAGUUUGUACCACUCAUAAAAACACAUAGCUUUGAAAGACAGUUAAAUAUGUUUUUCUAUUUAUUCAGACCACCGCUGAGGAGUAAGGAUAACAAAGAGCAAAACGUUUUAUGAAUAUUAUCAUAUGGCCUUUGCUUUUAUGCACAAAAGCUGAAAAAUAAUAAGAAAAAAAAUCUGGCUUUUUCUUCUUUGUGAGCUUUGUGAGGUUUUACAACAUUAGCUGUGUGAGUUUGGGACGAGCGCACCGGCUGAGAGUUGCUGUAGCUGCCUGUGGCCCGGUGGGUUUGGUUUGAAAGUCGUGCCCACCGAUCACAGGCCACCACUGUAACCAUGCCAACCAACACAGGAGGGACCGGGAUGGUGGCCACAAGAGGGUUGCUGGGUAGAAGAGGCAGGUGACUUCUGCUCCCUCUGCCCUGCAUCCUGUUCGUGCUCUUCUUCAACAUGAGAGGGUCAACCUGCCUCCUGCCCCUCGUCCCUGCUGUGUUGGUGGACACCCAACCCUACCAGCGCUGCCAGGGGGGAGCAGCCUGGCGAGUUGGUUCAUACCUAGAGGCAGACAGAGGACACACGGGCCCACUAGGAGGUGUUCACAUUAACACACAUUAACACCCUCAUCCUACGAGUGGAAGGCGGCACACGUACAGCCCCUUUUCUCAGGAAAAGUGAAAUAACUAGCCUACAGAGUGAGAAUGGUUAUGCAUAUUUACUCUGAUAAACUGUAAAACAUUCCAGCAAUACUUUAUGUGGAGCCAUAAAGCUAAAAGUCCAUUCUCUGAGAGAGAAGUGAUGUGAAUUCGUGAGUGUAUAAGCUAAGCCAUAGUUGUGUAGGUUGUAUUUUUAUACAGUAGUGUGUGCAUGAUUCAGUUAUAUAAUUAUUGCCACUGCCAUCCUACAAGCUGUCGCAAUGAUCACAAGACCAUCUGCUGUCACCGGGCUUGCAUAAAGUUUCACCUCAUAACACGCACACACGCACGCACGUGCUCAGAGGAGAUAGAACCACAUUGAGGUGAUUUUUUCUGAUAGGAACAACACUCAGUGACACACGGACCAAUAAAAAUCCACAAAUCACAAAGUGCAGCACUCGCUGCUCUCUGUCUGUCUCUCAGAGGGCCGGUGUGCGAAUGUCUCUGCCCCCCUAGCCCAGUGCUUCCCCCCCUCCUCACCCACAUCCCCCACACACCCCCACUGGGUCCUCCUUUGGGAGGGGUCCCUGGCUGGAGACCGAGGAUUUAAAAUGUAAAUGAAGUCGUGUAACCCUACCCACGCCAUGUGCAUCGUAUAGUGGAGAGUAGUACUGUGGUUUUAAAAAUGGAAAAAAAGACUAAAAAGACAAAAAAA